This is a messenger RNA of Capsella rubella, 1129 nucleotides long. RefSeq names its product protease Do-like 5, chloroplastic. Gene Ontology annotation, biological process: proteolysis. The coding region runs from base 40 to 1008 and encodes 322 amino acids. The record is from RefSeq and is a predicted model, not a curated record. Gene Ontology annotation, molecular function: serine-type endopeptidase activity. Lineage: Eukaryota; Viridiplantae; Streptophyta; Magnoliopsida; Brassicales; Brassicaceae. The transcript is spliced from 8 exons.
GUAAGAGCCAUUGUAGGAGAGCUUUGAGAAGAAGAAGCCAUGGCUAUGGCUCUUGCUUCUUCUAAAGUUUCCUCCUCAAUCUAUCAUACUUCAACUCCAUUCAAUCGGUCAAAUUUAGUGUUAGCUUGCUCGGGUUCGAAUCAAGUAGACAUCGUUGAUCGGAGAAGAAGAAUCAUGAUCUUCGGUUCGAGUUUGGCACUCGCGUCGACUCUGCUUCCGUCCAAUCUUCAGAUAUUUCCGGUGGAGUCUGCGAUCGCAUUGGAGCAAUUGAAGGAAAAAGAAGAUGAGCUUGAGGAAGAAGAAGAGAGAAAUGUCAUUCUCUUCCAGAAAACUUCGCCGUCUGUUGUUUACAUUGAAGACAUUGAGCUGCCCAAAACGUCUUCUGGUGAUUUUAGUGAUGAGGAAAAUGCAAAGAUCGAAGGCACAGGUUCAGGCUUCGUUUGGGAUAAGCUUGGUCACAUUGUGACAAACUAUCAUGUCAUUGCCAAGUUAGCUACAGAUCAGCUUGGUUCACAACGUUGUAAGGUCUCUCUAGUUGAUGCUACCGGGACAAGAUUUACCAAGGACGGGAAAAUUGUGGGUCUUGAUCCAGAUAAUGAUCUAGCUGUGUUGAAGAUUGAAACCGAGGGACGCGAAUUAAUACCUGUUGUUCUCGGUACCUCCAAUGACCUACGCGUAGGUCAAAAUUGCUUUGCGAUCGGGAAUCCAUAUGGAUAUGAAAACACUUUGACAAUAGGGGUAGUGAGUGGGUUGGGAAGAGAGAUACCUUCACCUAAUGGGAAAAGUAUUCGAGAAGCUAUCCAAACAGAUGCUGAUAUUAACUCUGGAAAUUCUGGCGGGCCAUUGCUUGAUUCUUUUGGCCAUACCAUAGGCGUAAACACUGCCACAUUCACUCGAAAAGGGAGUGGUAUGUCUUCUGGUGUCAACUUUGCUAUUCCCAUUGACACAGUUGUCCGAACAGUACCCUACCUCAUUGUGUAUGGAACAGCUUACAGAGACAGAUUCUGAAGAAGAAAACACAUCUUUGAGUUUUUUUUAUAUUGUUGUUUCAUAAUACACUCUGUAAACUUUCAGACUCCUGUCUCUCUAAAUGUAAAUAUAAAAGUUUCCUGAGUUUCCAAUGUAUGUA